Messenger RNA from Toxorhynchites rutilus septentrionalis, 2567 nucleotides. Its product is annotated as porphobilinogen deaminase. Bases 479 to 2005 code for a protein of 508 amino acids. NCBI's taxonomy places the organism in Eukaryota, Metazoa, Arthropoda, Insecta, Diptera, Culicidae. Gene Ontology annotation, molecular function: hydroxymethylbilane synthase activity. Gene Ontology annotation, biological process: heme biosynthetic process. The transcript is spliced from 3 exons. Gene Ontology annotation, cellular component: cytoplasm. The record is from RefSeq and is a predicted model, not a curated record.
AGAACUGUAUCGUGGACGUCUCUAAUCAUUAUAUAAAUGUAAUCGUGAUUAACUUAACGUUCGAUAAAAGUCCAGUGAUAUUAUAGUGAUGUGUUUCACCUGAGCAGCCCUCUCAAAUUACCACUGUUCAACGCCACCGUCUCAGGUGUCCUGUAACAUAGGUUCCAUAUAGGUAAAUGCCGAACGGCAGUUAUAAGUCAUCCCCCGUGCGCAACGGAAAUACACUGACACGCAAGAAACAACCCCCCGCGAGCUCUUCUCACCCACCACAGUUAAGUGAUCUGCCCCAGUCGAGUUUGAUAUUCCAAUUAGAGGCUGGGCAAGGUAUACGACAAUCCCACAAUGACCGGAGACAAGAAAAGCAAAGUGAUUCGUGUUGGAUCGAGAAAGAGUGAGAUUCAACGUUCUCAUAAAUCAUUCAUUUAUUUUAUAGCUUGCACUCAUUCAAACGAAAUAUGUGAUAGCAUGCCUGCAGAGGAUGUAUCCUGAUGUUCAGUACGAGAUUCAUACUAUGACAACAGUUGGCGACCGGGUGCUCAAUAAGUCACUGCCUAAAAUAGGUGAAAAAUCUCUCUUCACCAAAGACUUGGAGGAUGCUCUGCGCACCGGAGGUGUCGAUUUCGUGGUCCACUCGCUUAAAGAUCUACCGACGGCACUGCCCGUGGGAAUGGCCAUCGGAGCCGUUCUCGAGCGUGAAGAUCCUCGCGAUGCGUUGGUGUUGAACGCCAAACAUCGGGGGAAGUCGUUAUCCACCCUGCCGCAAGAUGCGAUCAUAGGAACCUCUUCCCUGCGCAGGUCCGCUCAGCUGGCGCGAAAUUAUCCUCACCUGAAGGUAUGUGAUAUACGGGGGAAUCUAAACACACGACUAGCCAAACUCGAUGCGGAGAGUUCAAAGUUUGCGGGAAUAAUUCUAGCCCAGGCUGGGCUCAUGAGAAUGGGGUGGAGCCAACGAAUUGAUCACACUAUCGAACCGUCGGAUAUUCUCUACGCCGUGGGACAAGGUGCGCUCGCAGUUGAGUGUCGUUCGAAUGAUGAAUAUAUUCUUGAUAUGCUGUCAAAGCUGUGUCACAUCGAAACGCAGUGUAGAAUAGUGGCCGAAAGGAGUCUGCUGAAGACCCUGGGUGGCGGGUGCAGCGCACCAGUUGCUGUAUGUACAAACAUGAAACGGAAGCAUGACUCAGGGUCGACUCAACUGAAUAUCCAAGGUGCGGUUUGGAGUUUAGACGGGAAAACGGAAAUACGCGCUGAGGAUGGAUGUUGUUUUCAGUUGCGAGAUACCACCCAGCAAGAUGUGGAUAACGGAAACGUCAUCCUUGCUAAGAAGAGUAAAGUAGAAGAGAACGACGAGAGUGUUUCAGUGGAUUCUCCGACCACUGACAAGCGGAAAAGUCCCGAGAUUAUAGAUGAAUCUAAACCCGGUUGCUCGCAAGCAAGCGAUGAGAUUGAUUUUGUAAAACUGAUCACUACUCAUGAGGAAGUUUUCAAGAAGUGCCCUUAUUCAACGAAAUUUAUGCAAUCCAAUGAAGUGAACGAAUCACAGGAAAAGGGACAAGGAGAUGCCAAGAGUCCUGUGUGUCCCAGUUCAUCAUUUCCAGUGGGUAUUGACUUCAUGGGAGACUGUCCGUAUGUCAGCACCGAGCAGAAAGUAGACCAGUCUGAACAACCCAUCCUGAAGUGUCCCGUAAGCGGUUUGUUGCAAGCAGAUGAGAAAAACCCAGCAGCCCAGGAUGCUCUGAAUAAACAAAUCACCGAAAAGUGUCCGUUCCUGGCGCAACAGGCCAAGGUUCUUGACUACAAUGAGAACCUCCAGCGAGAUAUUGUUGCACCCAAGCUGGAAGAUCACAGUGAGCAACUGUUCUGUGGCAUGUUCCGACACGGAUGUGUCGAAAAGGAAAUUUUCGAUGAAUGUGAGCGGCUCGGACAACGUUUGGCCCAAGCUCUCAUCUCGAAAGGUGCUUUGGAUGUAAUGAAAUGUGCGCAAAAUGAAAUUCACUCAAAGGUCUAAUGCUCAGUGAUUCGUUUUUUUAUGAAUCUACUCCUUUCGGUGGGGUUGUGAAUGGUGUUUAUGGUUCAGGUAUCCUUUUGUGGUGAUAUUUUCCAAGACAAUAGAAUUAUACAUAUCGAGUCAAGCGGUUUGUUUCCUUUUUAUUGCGCCGGGCAAUACAACAUUAAAACAUUUUCCCUCGAAUAGAUAGUUACAGUAUAAUAUAUAUGUUGUUGAGAUUUUUUUCGUUAAUUUUUUUUCCAUUUCAUUUUCACUUAUAGUAAAGUUACAAAAUCAUUGAAUAUAUGCCUGUUUCUGAACGCGUGUGACUCGGUGUUAGGAUAAACUGGAUGGUACGACAAUAAAUAAAAUAUAAAAAAACACGUAAAUGCAAAUGAUAACGAAUAUCACAGCAACACCAAAUGGGUAUAAGUUAAUUGCCUUCACACUCUGAUUAACAGGUGGGUCCAAAAUUCGACAUUCAACGUCGUUUUUUCUUGUCCUGCUUUCGGCUCCGGUGAUACGGACGUCUUGGCGUAUUCUGGGGUGAUGAAUGUUCCGAACUGGAAUCCUCGCUGUCAUU